Sesamum indicum (sesame) is the source of this 1246-nucleotide messenger RNA. NCBI's taxonomy places the organism in Eukaryota, Viridiplantae, Streptophyta, Magnoliopsida, Lamiales, Pedaliaceae. The record is from RefSeq and is a predicted model, not a curated record.
AUCUCCAUUAUUUCGUUUCAGGAAGAUAUAAUUGCCAAGUUGAUAGAAUUUUUGGUCGAACCUCACGCAACUACCUCUGAUUUGAUUGCUGAAAAAGAGCAGGGGAAAAAGAGAAAGAGGGUCAGCAAAUCAGCAUCUGGGAGUAGCUCGCCAUCAAAAGGAUCAGCGAAGAAUCGAAAGAAAGCUGAAAGUGCAUCUAAAAAGAGUGGAGAGACAAAGAGCAGCCCUCCUGAAUCAGAAGACGAAUCAGAAGAAGAGAAAGUGGAAGAUGUAAAUGGUGUUCAGGAAAAAUCAGAUGAUGAGAUGUCUGAACAAGCUGAAAGUGAGGAGAAAGAAAGUGAAUCUGAAGGGGAGUCGGAUGAGGACAAAGAAAAGCAGAAGCGAGGAUCAACAAAGUCUUCUGCGAAGAAGGAAUCUUCUGGAAAAGCCAAGACCAAGAAAGUAACAAUCUCUAAAAAGACUAGUCCUCCGCCAAAGAAGACACCAGCGAAACCACCACCAAGUCGUUCAAAAAGCAAUAAUGACACAAGUGCAAAGAAGUCUUCUGGUAAAAAGAAAGAGGAACAGAUAGAGAAGUCAUCAACUCCAAAGAAAUCAGCAUCAAAGGAGAGCACGGGGAAGAAAGUUUUGAAAGUGAAAGAGAAACUGAAGGAGGAGAUAUUAAAGCCAAGCGAUGAUAAACUCAGAACUGUGAUUUGUGAAAUCCUCAAGGAGGUUGACUUCAAUACGGCUACCUUCACCGACAUUCUGAAGCUACUUUCUAAGCGGUUCAACAAGGAUCUGACGCCUAGAAAAUCAUCAAUAAAGCUCAUGAUUCAGGAUGAGCUCACAAAACUAGCUGAUGCUGAUGAGGCAGAUGACGAAGAGGAUGACGGUGAUGUGGAGAAAGAUGAAAAGAAGGCUUCUAGUGUAGAUGUGAAGGGCUGACAAGCUAGCUAGCUAGAAGAGGCAACACGAAGGCUGGUGUACACUAUAACCUUACCUCUUCAGCUUCAUCGUUUCCCUCACUCAUCGUAAUUCAUGUUUGUUUCUCGCUAUUUGUGUAGUGUAAUCUUCUUCACCCUGAGUUAAGGCAGCUGUAAUUUAUUACUGUUAGUGGUUAUUAACUCAUGUCACUUAGGAGGCGUCCAUAGAAUUAACCGCAGAAGCUUGUUGUGUACACCCAGAUAAAAGUUGUAGAUUUUUUUCCUCCUCCCAUGUACUGACCCUUGAAGUAGGAGAAAAGCAGUUGCGACUUUUCCAGGUA